Messenger RNA from Alosa sapidissima (American shad), 1442 nucleotides. Its product is annotated as ATP-sensitive inward rectifier potassium channel 15-like. NCBI's taxonomy places the organism in Eukaryota, Metazoa, Chordata, Actinopteri, Clupeiformes, Clupeidae. Gene Ontology annotation, molecular function: inward rectifier potassium channel activity. Gene Ontology annotation, biological process: potassium ion import across plasma membrane; regulation of monoatomic ion transmembrane transport. The transcript is spliced from 3 exons. The record is from RefSeq and is a predicted model, not a curated record. The coding region runs from base 90 to 1109 and encodes 339 amino acids. Gene Ontology annotation, cellular component: plasma membrane.
GGCAUUGUGAAAUUGGUCUGUAAACAGUGCUAAAUUUCAGCUCACACAAGACAACUUUCAGACAGACAACUGUGAAGAAAAGCAAAAAGAUGACUGCCAAAAAAGUCCAGGUGCGAAGGGUUGUUUCGAAGGACGGACACAACAAUGUGAAGAUUGAGAAUGUUGAGGGCAUGGUGAAGCUGUAUCUGCAUGACAUAUGGACAACAGUGGUGGACAUGAAGUGGCGCUACAAGCUUACUCUUUUUGCCUCAACGUUUGUGAUGACCUGGUUCAUUUUUGGUGUUCUCUUUUAUCUAAUUGGAAUGACAAAUGGAGACUUUGAUAGUGAGCUGCCUUCCAAUCACACCCCCUGUGUGAUGAAUGUAGAAACACUUACAGGGGCUUACCUAUUUUCUCUUGAAUCUCAGGCCACCAUUGGCUAUGGCUUCCGUUACAUUUCAGAGGAAUGCCCACUUGCUAUCUUUACUUUGGUGGCCCAGCUGGUUAUCACUGGCCUGGCAGAGAUCUUUGUGACAGGGGCACUGUUAGCUAAGCUGGCACGCCCGAAAAAGAGAGCCGAGACUAUCAAGUUCAGCCAGUCAGCUGUAGUCUGCAAACACGAGGGCAAGCUGUGUCUGAUGGUCAGGGUGGCCAACUUGAGGAAGAGCCUGCUGAUCCAAUGUAAUCUGACAGGUAAGCUUCUCUUCCCCUAUGUAACACAUGAAGGGGAGAAGACCCAAAUCCAGCAAAGCAAUGUGGACUUCCAGUUGGACUCUAGUGGAGAGUGUCCCUUCCUCAGCCUUCCUCUAACAUUUUACCAUGUCCUGGAUGAGACCAGUCCCUUGGCAGGUCUCUCUGCAGAGAACCUUCAGACAAGAGACUUUGAGUUGCUGGUGACACUCAAUGCAACAAUGGAAUCAACUGCUGCCACUUGCCAGAGCCGUACAUCUUAUGUGCCCCAGGAGAUCAUGUGGGGUUAUGAAUUUAAGCCAGUGCUCUUCACCACUCCAAGGGGGCGCUAUGUUGCUGACUUUAAUUUCUUUGACAAAAUGAAGCCCUGCAAUGACUCCACCCUGCUCAGCAAUCACACAGAGAAGCUUCAGCUUGAACAGGAGUAUCGUAGAGAGUAAAUACAAUUUUAACCAUUUUUUAAAUUGAAAGUAGUCAGUACCUUUUUCAGAACAUUAAAAGGGACGCAUUUUAAAAAUCCCAUGAGCGCCACAAUGUCAGCUAGACAUAAAAUGUAGAUAUUGGACCCUGAUAUUCUUAAAAUAUAGAACUGGAAUGUUACAUACACACUCAUGUUACAUGUUACAUAAACACUCAUUACCCCUCUGAAAUCAAUUGUGUGUUGGCCCCUGAUAUCUAUUUUUAUCUGGUCUUUCCUUCUAGCCAGUUCCUGUAAAUAUCUUAUCAGUUAAUAAAAACCUAUGGCCUGCAAGUAGGCUUUCCAUCUGUUUGAA